AUUGAAAUAGCUAAUCAGUUCAUUUCUGAUGCUCCCCACCAACCUGCCAGUUUCACACCAGCGAAUACUAUUCCAACUAGCAGUAGCGACUUUACGAAUAAUUUGGAGAAAAUGGCCAAAUAUUAUUUUGAACAGGGCGGCAAAAUGUUCCGACCAACGGUUGCUCUUCUGAUGGCAAACGUGUGUAAUGCUGCAGCUCCGAAGUCGGUUAGAUUAGAAUGCGGUAAUGAAGAAGUCUCCGUCAAUCAGUACAAAAUCGGUAUGAUCAGUGAAAUGAUACAUACGGCAAGUUUGGUGCACGAUGAUGUGAUCGACGGCUCAGAUACACGACGUGGUAAUGCCUCUGUCAAUGCGAUUUGGGGGAAUAAGAUGGCAGUUCUGGUUGGCGACUUCAUUCUGGCUCGUGCCACUCAAAUUCUAUGCUCCAUUAAUCGGCCGAAUGUUAUAGCGGUUAUGGCAUCAAUCAUCGAAGAUCUCGUCAUGGGCGAAUUCAUGCAAAUGACCGAAAAAACAACGGCCAGUGAGGACAGAAUGCAGCAAUACCUGCAAAAGACGUUUAAGAAGACCGCCAGCCUUUUUGCCAAUAGCUGCAAAAGUGUAGCAUUACUUGCAGAAGGCACUGCCGAAUUACAAUGGCGAGCAUCCGAGUACGGACGACACCUUGGAAUAGCUUUCCAGCUAGUCGAUGAUCUUCUGGACUUCAUAGCAUCCGCAGAUAUGAUUGGAAAACCUGUGGCUGCGGAUUUGAAGCUGGGCCUUGCGACUGGUCCUGUGAUACUGGCUGCUCAGCAAUAUCCGGAACUAAACGUUCUCAUGGCAAGAAAAUUUGCUGAGCGAGGAGAUGUGGAUAGAGCAAGGGACAUUGUGUUGAAUUCAAAUGGUAUUGAACGAACGCGGAAUUUGGCACGACAGCAUUCACAAGACGCUGCGCGAAUAGUCAGUUUCUUUCCAGUGGUUUUUGAAUCUUCCUCAUUGAAAGUCAUGGCAGUUCCGCAGAGGCUUCCGCUUUUCCAAACGCGGAAGGAUCUGCUGAUGUGUUGGUAG
Messenger RNA from Haemonchus placei, 1044 nucleotides. Lineage: Eukaryota; Metazoa; Nematoda; Chromadorea; Rhabditida; Trichostrongylidae. The record is from the annotation of a GenBank genome assembly.